This is a messenger RNA of Zalophus californianus (California sea lion), 2233 nucleotides long. Its product is annotated as transmembrane emp24 domain-containing protein 9-like. Gene Ontology annotation, biological process: COPI coating of Golgi vesicle; endoplasmic reticulum to Golgi vesicle-mediated transport; Golgi organization. Bases 1255 to 1908 code for a protein of 217 amino acids. The transcript is spliced from 5 exons. The record is from RefSeq and is a predicted model, not a curated record. Lineage: Eukaryota; Metazoa; Chordata; Mammalia; Carnivora; Otariidae. Gene Ontology annotation, cellular component: COPII-coated ER to Golgi transport vesicle; endoplasmic reticulum-Golgi intermediate compartment; endoplasmic reticulum.
CUGCUGUGCAGGGAGCCUGAUGUGGGGCUCCAUCCCAGGACCCUGAGAUCAUGACCUGAGCCAAAGGCAGACGCUUAACCAUCUAAGCCAUCCAGAUGCCCCUAUAUUGUCAAUCUUAAAACACUGUAUUGAGAUUAUAUAUACAUAAAGAUCAUCAUCAUCAUCGUCAUCACCACAUAUUACUGAAUAAACUAAUGAGCAUCUCUUAUCACUGGGCACUAGGAGGUGGAAGACUUCAUCCUAUUACCUGGGUUGGGCUACAGCUUUCUAUUGACAUGUUUGGGUCUAGACCCAGGGCAUUGUGAACUUUGGAAUUCUCGAGACUUGUUUUUUCUGGGUCCCCAUUUUGUCAUGUUGGCGUCACCCUCCCACACCUUUUAGUUGUGUACCCUAUCCUUUUCCAGUGGCUUCCUUGCCAUCUUCUCUUCCCUCCAGGCUCACCCACAACCUCUUUUUGGUCCCAAUGCAGAGAAAAGUACACUGGAGGAAGGGCUCUCCUGUUGAAGUGUGCUCGGCACCUCCUGCGCCCUCAGAUUCAGUCCAAUUACCUCCUCCCUCCAUGUUCCUAUAACUUUUCUUCCCCCAGUCCCUUAACCGGCCCACUGACUGCUAAGCAAUCCUGGGUCCCCGUGCCUAAACUGCUCUUGUUCCCCGCUGCUCAGGGAGAUUUUAACCAUCCUUCAAGGCUUGAGUCAAAUCUAUCUCUACCAUGGAAACCGCGACAUUUCCCUCUCCCCUUCCUGAAUUACUGCUUCAGGGCUUCUCAUUCCGUCUCACCAUGUCACCUCCUUCCCCCAAUCGAUUCUAAGCUCUUCGAGGUUCAAGUCCAGGUAAUAAACUUCCCAUUAGCCCCAUCCUUUCCGCACACAUCUGGGGUGACUGCCCUGCAAGUUGCAGAGGGCAAGCCCCCUCCCCUCUUUGAGGAUGUUACCUCAAUCAGCAAGAAGGGCUAACAGCACCCACACAUCCCCGAGUUUCUACGCGGAGUAAGAGAUGCGGGCGGUGGAAAUCGCUCUAGAGCCUGGCGCAGGUUGGGUCGGGGCUUGCGUGGCCCCUCCGCAGCCCGGAACAGCAGGAACGCACCGGGGGCGGGGCCGCGCGGGGUCUCCCGGGAGUUGUAGUCCGCAAGUGCGCUCGCAGUCUCCGCACGCUCCGCGCGGAGACCCGUAAGACUUGCCUGCGAAGGUGGCGGGGGUCUGCGGGGCUCUAGGGGCUGGCCCCGGGCGGGGAUGGGGCAGAGCGCAAGCAACCGGUAUGGCCCUGCCGUUGCUGCUGGGGCAGCUGCUGGCGCUCAUGGGCCACGGGGGCGCGUUCUACCUUGAGGUCCGCGAGCUGGAGGAGAAGUGCUUCAUCCAGGAGAUCCCCGAUGGUACCGUGGUCAUAGGUAACUACAGGACGGAGCUCUACGACCCCGCUAUGGAAAAGUACCAGCCCUCCCCGCAGUGGAUCAAUUUGUUCGUGUUUGUGAAAGACCCCGAGAACAAGAACCUUCUGGCCCGACAGUACGGCCCUCAGGGCAGCUUCACCUUCACCUCCCAGUCUCCCGGAGAGCACCAGAUCUGCCUCCACCUUGAGUCCAUCCGGUUCGCCCUCUUCUAUGAUGGCAAGCUGGCCAUUCACUUGGACAUGCAGUUGGGUGAACACACCAAUGAUUAUGCGGAAUUUGCGGCCAAGGACAAGCUGACCCAGCUGCAUCUGCGUGUACAGCAGCUUGUGGAGCAGGUGGAGUUGAUCCAGAAGGAGCAGGAGUAUCAGAGGUGGCGAGAGGAGCGCUUCCGGCAGACCAGCGAGAGCACCAACCAGCGGGUGCUGUGGUGGUCCAUUCUGCAGACCUUCAUUCUGGUUGCCACGGGUGUCUGGCAGAUGCAGCACCUCAAGAGUUUCUUUAAAGCCAAGAAGCUGGUGUAGUUGGGCCCCAGAAACCUAGCCCCAACUCAUUCCCCUUCUGUUAACUGAUUGAAAGUGCCCUGGCCUGGUCUAUUUCCUGGCUCCCAAUCCCCCAACCCUGCAGGGGGGACAGAGGACCUCUUUCAACUGGUUUCUCAGCCAGCAUUUGGGAGAGGAUGAGUUGCCCACUAGAUGCUUGGUCGGGGAGCUGUAGGAUUUUGUGGCUUUGUGCUGUUGAGGAGGAAGGUGAGGGUGCCCCCACGCCCCUGGCUAAACCGGAUGGAUGAACUGUCCCAAGAUGGAGAGAAUUAAGAGUGACUAUAAACUGCAACCUUUCUGACCUAAA